UGUUGCCAUAGAAACCCAGAAAGCGCCAUGGCUGCCGCCGGUCAGGCAGAUGAGUGUUCAUCACAGCCGGCGGCAGCCCCAUCCAAGUCAUCCUCACCUUUACCGUCAGCUGUUUCCGUCCAAAAGAAGCCUAAGAAAUGUAUGAUGUAUCCGCAUCCCCCGAGGAGCUCCCGCCUGUCUCGUACCGUCCUGCGCUGGCUCCAGGAGCUGGAUCUCAGCUUUUUCCCUAGGAACAUCACCAGGGAUUUUUCAAAUGGCUACCUAGUUGCAGAGAUAUUCUGUAUAUAUUACCCCUGGCACCUUAGGUUAUCAUCCUUUGAAAAUGGAACCUCCUUAAAAGUCAAGCUGGAUAACUGGGCACAGAUAGAGAAGUUUCUAGCAAAAAGAAAUUUAAAACUACCUAAAGAACUAAUCCAUGGAACAAUUCACUGUAAACCUGGGGUGCCAGAAAUACUGAUUCAAGAGGUUUACACUUUACUCACACAUCGCGAAAUUAGAAGCAUCCAGGAAGACUACCCCAAUUUCACAGACUAUAGUUACCAAAUGCGUUUGCCACUCGUUCCCAGGUCUACCCUUUCAAAGUCUAUUAAAGAUAACAUUAGGUUAUCGGAAUUACUAAGCAAUCCUAAUAUGCUCAGCAAUGAACUCAAGAUAGAAUUCCUCUUCCUUUUACAAAUGUUGCAAAGAAAAUUGAGUAGAAAACUGAAUCCAGGGUGGUUCAACAUCAAACCAACAGUGGGAGAAAUUACAAUUGACCAUCUUCCUGUGCAUGGGCGCAGAUAUAAGUCAAAGAUUUCAAAAGAAAGAGUUAUGUCUUCUUUAUCAAAAUCAAGCAAUGAUGAGAACCAACAUAGAGAAAUUCAAGUGAAGCAAAGUGGAAAACCUUCUUGUGAGUCUGUUACAAAAGCUAUUAGAACUUCGGACGAAACAAAAGAGGACUCAUGUGAAGCGGCUUCGAAGAAACAAUGUCACUAACAUCUGCCACAAUGUGAGAACAUAGUGACCCAGCCUUGGAUGUAUUCCAAUAAUAAAUAACUUAAAUUGGUGUCUUCGCUGCAAUUGAGCUAAAAAAGAUUUCUUUAUGUGAUUCCACACAUAGCUAGCUUCUAAGCGUCAUCAGAACAUGGUUGAAAGAACAUCACAUGAUGAACAAUGCUUUGGGGAGCUAUGAGAGAGGCCCAGGAAAAAAAGGCAGAGGCCUUUUACUUCAGGUUGCAUUUUUUUCCCCUUGGUUGUUCUUGGACAUGAUUUCCUGCCUCCUGAAACAAACAUCUGCAUUCAAUUUAUAAGAUAUGUUAUUCUUGUUGGGUAUCAGAACACAGCUAUAGGACCCAUCCUGAUGAAAGGAUGUGCUGACUGCUGUCCUCGGUGUGCCCUGAAUCUGGGUAUGGCCUUCUGUCUUGCUUUCAUGCUUUCCCAAAUAUAAUCUAUAAUA
Messenger RNA from Peromyscus leucopus (white-footed mouse), 1435 nucleotides. RefSeq names its product spermatogenesis associated 4 (gene Spata4). Gene Ontology annotation, cellular component: axoneme. The transcript is spliced from 6 exons. NCBI's taxonomy places the organism in Eukaryota, Metazoa, Chordata, Mammalia, Rodentia, Cricetidae. Gene Ontology annotation, biological process: negative regulation of execution phase of apoptosis; regulation of cytoskeleton organization. The record is from RefSeq and is a predicted model, not a curated record. The coding region runs from base 28 to 975 and encodes 315 amino acids. Gene Ontology annotation, molecular function: microtubule binding.